Molecule: messenger RNA, 6304 nt
Organism: Caretta caretta (loggerhead turtle)
Lineage: Eukaryota; Metazoa; Chordata; Testudines; Cheloniidae
Source: RefSeq, a predicted model, not a curated record
CGUACCAAGAUGGCGGCGGCGGCUGCAGCGAGCGGCGGAGCGGGGGGCCCCCCUCCAGCCCCCGGCUCCCGGCUGCCCCCGGCCCCGCCGCCACCCCGGCCCCCGGGCCCCGCCCGCAUCGGGUACUACGAGAUCGAGCGGACCAUCGGCAAGGGCAACUUCGCCGUGGUGAAGCUGGCGACCCACCUGGUGACCCGGGCCAAGGUUGCUAUAAAGAUCAUUGACAAGACCCAGCUGGAUGAAGAGAACCUCAAGAAGAUUUUUAGAGAAGUUCAGAUUAUGAAGAUGCUCUGCCACCCACAUAUCAUCAGAUUAUAUCAGGUUAUGGAGACGGAGAGGAUGAUUUAUCUGGUGACAGAAUAUGCUAGCGGAGGGGAAAUAUUUGAUCACCUGGUAGCCCAUGGACGGAUGGCUGAGAAAGAAGCCCGGAGAAAGUUCAAGCAGAUUGUAGCUGCUGUCCACUUUUGUCACUGUUGUAACAUCGUUCACAGAGACUUGAAGGCAGAGAAUCUGCUGCUGGACGCUAACCUAAACAUCAAAAUAGCAGAUUUUGGGUUCAGUAACAUCUUCACACCUGGCCAGCUGCUUAAAACCUGGUGUGGGAGUCCCCCCUACGCAGCCCCCGAGCUCUUUGAAGGGAAGGAAUAUGAUGGGCCAAAGGUUGACAUUUGGAGUCUUGGUGUGGUCCUUUAUGUGCUGGUCUGUGGUGCUCUGCCCUUCGAUGGGAGUACUCUGCAGAAUCUGCGGGCAAGGGUGCUUAGUGGAAAAUUUCGCAUUCCAUUUUUUAUGUCCACAGAAUGUGAGCACUUGAUCCGCCACAUGCUGGUGCUGGACCCAAGUAAGCGACUGUCAAUGGAACAGAUUUGCAAACACAAGUGGAUGAAGCUCGGGGAAGCUGAUGCAGAGUUUGACAGGUUAAUAGCAGAAUGUCAGCACCUCAAGAUUGAAAGACAGAUGGAACCACUGAACGAAGAUGUGCUCUUAGCAAUGGUGGAGAUGGGGCUGGACAAAGAGCGCACGCUACAGUCACUAAGGACGGAUGCCUAUGAUCACUACAGUGCAAUCUAUAGCCUGCUCUGUGACCGAUUAAAGAGACACAAGAAUCUGCGCAUUACAGCACCUCCCAGUAUGCCACGGACCAUGACCUUCCCCACACCAGCUAACAUCCAGGCGGAACAGGCAGGCAACCCCGUGAGUAUCAAUGUGCCGCAAGUCCAGCUCAUCAACCCUGAGAACCAGAUCAUAGAGACUGAUGGAACAAUGAACUUGGACAGUGAUGAAGGGGAAGAGCCAUCCCCUGAAGCCCUGGUCCGUUAUCUCUCAAUGAGAAGGCACACUGUUGGAGUCGCAGACCCACGCACGGAAGUGAUGGAAGAUCUCCAGAAGCUCCUGCCAGGCUUCCCUCGUGUCACUCCCCAGGCUCCAUUCCUGCAGGUGGCUCCAAACAUGAACUUCAUGCACAAUAUGCUGCCUAUGCAGAACCUGCAGCCAACUGGACAGCUGGAGUACAAGGAGCAGUCCUUGCUGCAGCCCCCCACUCUGCAGUUGUUGAAUGGAAUGGGCCCUCUAGGGCGGCGGGCUUCAGACGGUGGAGCCAACAUCCAGCUGCACGCACAACAACUGCUGAAGCGUCCUCGAGGCCCUUCCCCGCUCGUCACUAUGACUCCAGCAGUGCCAGCAGUUACCCCUGUGGAUGAGGAGAGCUCCGAUGGGGAGCCGGAUCAGGAAGCUGUGCAGAGAUACUUGGCAAAUAGGUCAAAAAGGCACACUCUGGCAAUGACCAACCCUACAGCUGAAAUCCCUCCAGACUUGCAGAGGCAGCUAGGACAGCAGUCUUUUCGAUCCCGGGCUUGGGCUCCACACCUGGUACCCGAUCAGCACCGCUCCGUUUACAAGGACUCAAACACCCUGCAUCUCCCCACUGAGCGCUUCUCUCCUGUUCGCCGCUUUUCCGACGGUGCUGCCAGCAUCCAGGCGUUCAAAGCCCACCUGGAGAAAAUGGGCAAUAACAGCAGCAUCAAACAGCUUCAGCAGCCAAGGAGACUGCAGAGUGAAAGCCGUUUUGCACAGCAGGGUUGCUGGGCAGGAAGAGAUCACGUUGUGGGUGUAUUGCAUUCAUUACAGGAGUGUGAGCAACUGCAGAAGAUGUACGGUGGGCAUAUGGACGAGAGAACGCUGGAGAAGACACAGCAGCAACACAUGUUGUACCAGCAGGAGCAGCAUCAUCAAAUUCUCCAUCAGCAGAUUCAGGAUUGUAUUCGCCCACCUCAGCCAUCUCCACCCUUGCAAGCUCCUUGUGAAAACCAGCCAGCUCUGCUCACCCACCAGCUGCAGAGGUUACGGAUUCAGCCAUCUAGUCCACCCCCAAACCACCCUAAUAAUCAUCUCUUCAGGCAGCCAAAUAGCAGCCCCCCUCCUGUGAAUAGCAGCAUGCUACAGACUCAUGGUGCAGCGUCUCAGUCCCAGUUCCAAGGGAUGCCUUCCCACAGUGCGAUCUUCCAGCAGUCUGGUAACUGUUCCCCGCCCCCGAACGUGGCACUGACAUGCAUGGGCAUGCCGCAGCCAUCGCAGCCGCAGCAGGUCACCAUCCAAGUGCAAGAGCCCGGAGAUAUGCUCAGCAACAACCUUCUGCAAGGGGCAGCUGUGGCAGGGCAGGGCAUGUCCUCUCAUCCACGAGGCAUGUCCAUCAACCCGAGUGCCAAUCAGAUCCAAAUGCAGCAUCGAGCUAACCUGAUGGCCUCUCUCACAUAUGGUCACAGGCCACUGUCCAAGCAGCUCAGUGCUGAUAGUGCAGAGUCACACAGCUUGAACAUGAACAGGUAUCCCCCUGCUAACUAUGACCAGGUGCACUUACAUCCCCACCUGUUCUCAGAUCAGGCCCGUGCAUCCCCCAGCAACUACAGCCCAUCAGCAGGGGUGGGAUUCCCCGCAACGCAGCAAGCCCUGAAAGUCCCUCAACUUGACCCGUUCCCCAGCUUCCCUCAAAGUGCGCCGCAGCCGCAGCCCUACACGGCAUCAGCACUACAGCAGGCGCUGCUGUCCCCAACUCCGCCGGAUUACAGCCGACACCAGCAGGUACCGCACAUCCUCCAAGGACUGCUUUCCCCCCGGCACUCGCUCACGGGGCCCACGGACGUGCGACUGCCCCCGGCAGAAUUUGCACAGCUCAUCAAACGGCGGCAGCAGCAGCAAGAAUUUCAAGAAUUGUUCCGGCAUAUGAGCCAAGGAGAUGCUGGGAACAUGGGCACCAGCGUGGGACAGAACCUAUCAGAGCGUCAGUCGCUGUCUGUGCCUUAUCCGAAUGCUGACACGUACCAUCACAGCAGCCCUCAACAUCUCCUAAAAAUCAGGGCACAAGAAUGUAUCCAGCAGGUAUCUGCGGCUGCGGCACCCCAUGGGUAUGCACACCAGCCAGCUCUGAUCCAUUCGGAGAGCAUGGAGGAGGACUGUGCAUGUGAGGGUGCCAGGGACAGCUUUCCGGACAAUAAGCGUUCAAAUACAUUGACCAAAGGUGGCCAUGAGAACCCACUGCUUUUAAAUGCAGGAGGGCAUGGGGACCCAGAAUCUCUGCUAGGAACUGUUAAUCAGGGGCAGGAAUUGGGGACGCAUCAUUACAGACAUCAGCCAGCUACCGGAUUCAGUAGGAAUAAGGUGCCCAGCAGAGAAUCCAUUGUAGGGAAUUGUAUGGACAGAAGUUCUCCAGGACAAGCUAUGGAGAUGCCCAGUCAUAAUGGAUUGGGUUAUUCUGCAAGACCAGCUUCCAUUGAACACCACAGACCCAGGACUCUGCAGAGACAUCACACCAUACAGAACAGCGAUGAUGCCUAUGUCCAGUUGGAUAACUUGCCUGGAAUGAGUUUAAUGGCUGGAAAAGCACUAAGCUCUGCUCGGAUGUCUGAUGCAGUACUCAGCCAGUCAUCGCUCAUGGCCAGCCAGCAGCUACAUGCCAGGGAGAGCGAGGGUAAGGACUUCCCUGGGGCUGAAAAGGCAUCUUUCAGAGACUGUGGGGAAAGUUUGGAAGGUCAAGAGCAUCCAAAUCUAGCUGAUGGCAGCCAGCAUUUAAACACCUCUUGUUAUCCAUCUACGUGUAUUACAGACGUCCUCCUGAGCUACAAGCACCCGGAGGUGCCCUUUGGGAUGGAGCAGGCUGGGGUGUAGCAGGAAGGAGGGAGUUUUGUGUACAGCUUUGAAAUGAAAAGGUCCAUUUUAAACCAACAGUAUCUAGCAGCAUUGCGCCAAAUCGCCAUAGUAUUUCUCACUGAAAUAUCAUGGCUCUUUUCCUCAUAAUCAGUUCCUCAGUGUGUCAUUCUUUUGGUUUCUUUCGUUUUUGCCAUAUUUGCCUGUAACUCCAGCUAUCACAGAGCUAACCAGAGAACCCGAGUCCUACACCCUGUGUGAAAGGAUUGAUGGAACUUGAGUUUUGCAUUUGGUUUGGAGGGGGUUUAAAUGCGAAGGUCCAGGCCAUCAUGGAUGGUGCAGACUCAGGCGUUCUCCCCUUCAUCCAACUCUGCUCUUAAGACUGUCCAACAUCAUCUUUUUCUGGGGACAAGUAGGAGAGCAUGGGACAAAUGCCUUCCAGGAGCCUGCCUGAAUAGGGGAAGCAAGGGGCAGGGAGGGAAUUUGAAGCUCUGUCCUUUGGCAAGCAAUAAGCAGAGCUCCUGAAAACCAAGUCCAAAACCAGAGUCGUUUUUCCGGAGUUCCAGCACACACCAUGCCCCAGAAGCCCAGCCCCAGGGGCAGAAGAAGGCCACACUGUAGUUUUAUUUCCAUAGCGGGGCCAGAGCUACUCUGGGGCAAGAGCAACUCCAGUCUCCCUUACCACGAUGCCAGCCUGUCCAACCCACCCCCAUCUGACCUGCGGAGCAGCUUGCGUCCCCGACCCCACUGGUUCUUCCGGUGGUGCAGUACGCUUUGUCUCUCUCAUCUUUGUCUGCUUUUCUUUUUCUCUAUUUUUGGUCAUUGUGCUAAAAGGAUCAUUUCCCCCUCCUCCUCCUUUUUUAAUACCUUUUCCUUUCAAACCCAUGUACGACCCUUUUUUUUUUUUUUUUUUUUUUUUUUUCAGUUUAAAGUAAAGAAGACAAGUUGUUUCCCUUUGUCUUUCUAGCUUUUCCUCCUGAUCAUGUAGGAAUUGUUUUAUGGUAAAUGUUGUUGUUUUUAUUAUUGUUGUUGUUAUUAUUAUUAUUAUUAUUAUUAAUAAAAGACAAAAGGAAUUUCUGUUUGAGAGAAAUUUUUAACUAGAUUCUGUUCUAUUUGAAUUGUGACUUGCACCUUUUGUUCAAAGUAUUUUAUUUCUUUUUAAUGACAUUGUAAUUGUGACUGUUUUUUUUCCUCUUGUGCCAGUGGCAGAAGUGAUGUUCUCCUUUAUACAAAUUCAGACAUGCAUAGAUCUCUUCUUUGUCAUUCUUUUCCAUUUCUUCCCUUGACUGAUAGAAACCAAUGCCCCCUCCAGUGGUUGGGGCUAAGGGAGUAUUUUGUGUCAUCGUUGCCUUUGGAACUUUAAAAGCUACAACUGAAAAUUCCUAUUAUUGACACUUUUGGGGGAAUUUUUUUUAAAUAAAGGAAAAAUCAGUCCAACCCUCCUGAAUUUGCACAGAAGGAAGUGUGAGACCAGCAUGGCAAAGGUUAAUUUGCUAUUACCAUCUCUUCCCCAAAGUCCCCCAGCAAUUGUCAUAAAUGGACCUGCAAUUAGAAGAAAAGGAGAGGGGAGGGGAGAGAAGAAAUCUGCAGCUGACAAACAGUAUCUCCCAGGUUAAUGUUUCUAGAAAGCCUAAUGUCACUCUGGUUUUAUUGGUGUGUAGUUGUCAAGUUACAUUUCUUUAACAUGUAAAAUAGGUGGUGUGUGUUGGGGGGGUGGGGGACCCAGACAGGGCUUGCCGGACUUAAGUGAGAGGGUACCAAGAAACACUGAAAGGCUUUUUGACAUUGCUCUGUAUCUUUGAUUUGUUUUCCUUUUGUUUACAUGACGUAUUUCUGGGAGAGUUGACAGCCGCCCUACAGUAGCCAUCCAAAAGAAAAGCAAGGACUUGCUUAACCGUGCCAUUUCGCCGUAUCACACUUUUUUAUCAUUGCUUUGUAUUGUAGUAAUCAAUACGCGCAGUAUAUGUUGAAUGUAUAUUAAUAUACUUUGCUAUUAUUUCUGUUUUUUGGAAAUGUCCGAAGUAUUUUUUCUUCCUCGUUUAUGCUGGACUAAAAACAAACAACUUUCAGUAAAUCUUUAGUCCAUUUUUUUGUGGGUCACUUGCAACUAGUAACUUAGUUGGACAAUGGGAUCAUGACAAAUAAAAUCAUGAUUAUGAUCUUGUGA